AUGAUCAUUCAUCAAGAGGACACCGCAGCCGAGGCUUGGAAUCGUCUUGUUCAUCUCUUCCAGGACAACAAAUCGGCUAGGUCUCUUGCUCUUGAUGCAAAAUUCACGAACACCAAAUUGGUGGAUUUCCCGAACGUGAAAGCAUACUGCACCCGGCUCAAGGUUCUUGCAGACAACCUCGCCAACAUCGACCACAAAGUUUCCGACGAACAACUUGUGCUCCGUCUUCUGCGUGGGUUAUCGGAAGAAUAUAAGACUUUUCGAACAACGGUGCAGCACUGUACUCCUCUCCCAUCCUUUGACGUUGUACGGUCGAUGCUCGAACUUGAGGAAGACAGCAAUGGCGAGGACGCCAUUCACGAAUCCGGUUCGAAUGCUGCUCUCGUUUCCCACAAUAUUAAUUCUCAUAAGUUCUCUGUUAAUGGGCAGCCCAACAAUUCUGAAAAUACCUCCAAUAAUCGAGGAAAUUCUCACAAUCGCGGAAAGAAGAACAAUCGCGGUCGUGGCGGCGGGAACCGCAACAACAACCGUGGUGGCGCUGGGAAUGGCCAGAACAGCGGCGGGGGCAGCUGGAACAACCACCAGACCAGCCUGCCCGCCGCGUCGCAGCACCAAGGCGCUACUGGCCAGCCUUGGUUUUUCCCCUCUUGGGCUGCUUGGGGGCCACAACCGUGGGCCACCCCACCGUGUCCCUACCCCACAACAGGGUGGGAGCAGCCUCGCGGCUGGCAGCAGCCACGCCCAGCCCAAUCACAACAGGGCAUUCUCGGUGCUCGCCCUCCCUAG
This is a messenger RNA of Lycium barbarum (goji berry), 786 nucleotides long. RefSeq lists its product as uncharacterized. Bases 1 to 786 code for a protein of 261 amino acids. The record is from RefSeq and is a predicted model, not a curated record. Lineage: Eukaryota; Viridiplantae; Streptophyta; Magnoliopsida; Solanales; Solanaceae. The transcript has a single exon.